Messenger RNA from Daldinia vernicosa, 1177 nucleotides. RefSeq lists its product as uncharacterized. Gene Ontology annotation, molecular function: procollagen-proline 4-dioxygenase activity; L-ascorbic acid binding; iron ion binding. Gene Ontology annotation, biological process: peptidyl-proline hydroxylation to 4-hydroxy-L-proline. Bases 177 to 980 code for a protein of 267 amino acids. The record is from RefSeq and is a predicted model, not a curated record. Gene Ontology annotation, cellular component: endoplasmic reticulum. The transcript has 3 exons. NCBI's taxonomy places the organism in Eukaryota, Fungi, Ascomycota, Sordariomycetes, Xylariales, Hypoxylaceae.
CUUUUACGCAGACAGUUGACGUUUCGGCUCUGCAUGUUCUCCUUACUACCUAUUAAUGUAUGAUGAAGGUAUGGCAACUGCUUGAGAGUGGAAGAUUUGAAUAUUUUCGUAAGAAAUGAAAGUGGCUUUACUCUUUUUUUGCUCUCUCAUAAUUUCAAUCGUCCGCUGAAUCCACCAUGAAUUCAUUGAAAUCUUUAACGCUGUUGUCGCUCGCCACUGGACUGGCUCAGGCACACAGUCAUAACAGCGGUGCGCAAAAACCAUUAGCAUCAUCAAGCGAUUAUAUUUGCCAACAUCCAGCAUAUCAGAGCCAUAUAGUAUCCAAGUCACCGUUGGUCAUAUAUCUAGCGAAUUUCAUCACAGCUGAAGAACAAGCGCAUCUCCAGGAGAUAACCAAAGACACCUUCUCCCACUCCGCUGUCGCCGAUGCAUCCGGCGCCCAAGGUCUAAGGCAGACGCGGACAUCGCAGUCGACUAACGUGCCGCGCGACGCCGUGGUCCGAUGCAUCGAGGAGCGGGCACUAUUAUUUCAGGGCUUUGACGUGCCACGGACGCACCUCGAGCCCCUGCAGCUGGUUAAGUACGGCCAGGGAGAGCGUUACCAUUUCCACACGGAUUGGUACACGAACGCAGCGCAUGCGACCUCCGCGUUGGGCGGCAACCGGCUGAGCUCCUUCUUCGCAUACGUCGCCGCCUCGGAAGACAUCACGGGAGGCGGAACUAAUUUCCCCAUGGUGUCUGCGCCCCACGACGAGCGCUGGUGCGAAUUCGUCGACUGCGAUGAGCCGUGGGAGAAUGGGGUUACGUUCCGCCCUGUCGUCGGCAACGCGGUCUUCUGGCAGAACUUGCACGAAGAUGGCACGGGGGAUCAGGCGACAUUGCAUGCUGGUCUACCAGUUACUAGUGGUUCUAAGAUAGGGAUGAAUAUUUGGACGAGGCAAGGUCCACUGAGCGAGGAUAUUCGAGGGCUGGAUGUCUAAUAUAAGUGCGACCAAAUUAUAACGAAUGCUUCUCAAUUUUUAAGCACGACUUACACGUGCGAGAUCUUAAUGAUAUAGCUAUCUUAUAGUAUAUAGCAUAUUUACCUAGGUAGGUAUGGUAUAAUGAGGCGGUAUGAAAUUCCGGGUUCAUUGCCUAUCCCUUGCACUGCCCUCGUUCUAGAGCGGUAUAUGGCGGC